Molecule: messenger RNA, 414 nt
Organism: Sphaeroforma arctica JP610
Lineage: Eukaryota; Ichthyosporea; Ichthyophonida
Exons: 1
Source: RefSeq, a predicted model, not a curated record
AUGGCCCGUACGCGCCGCAUCAUGGGCAAUGACACGCGUCCUGGUCACAAGGGCUAUCUGGAGGUUACCGUUCACCCGCGCUUUUUUGGUGCCGUCAUCGACGCCGUUUCUGGAUUUGUUGAUACGGUAACGGACGCCGUAGACGGCAUUCCCUUUGUAGAAACCGCCGUGUCCUUGGCCCUGGGUCCCGUUACGGGUGCACUAGAAACAGUUGACCGUGUGGUGAACGAAGUGGAGAAUGUUGUGGGGGCUAUCAACUACAUCACCGGAAAUGAUGAGACUGAGGAGGACACCGGGAGUAGCGGUGGGAGUGAGAGCUGCCCCGGUUGCCCGGCGGCCUGGAUGGGGGACGGGUUCUGUGACGACGCUUGCUUUACGGCAUCCUGCGGCUUCGAUCUGGGGGACUGUGACGGG